Messenger RNA from Dermacentor andersoni, 972 nucleotides. RefSeq lists its product as uncharacterized. The record is from RefSeq and is a predicted model, not a curated record. Lineage: Eukaryota; Metazoa; Arthropoda; Arachnida; Ixodida; Ixodidae.
CAACCAACCCUGCUCGCUGUCCCCGCCUCGCGGAGACACCGAGAGGACUUCAGAACGCGCAGCGGGCCCACUUCCUCUCAAGAAAGAGCCGCCAAGACCCGGUUCGGGUUGCUCGAUCCAGAAGGAUUCAGGACACCGUCGCACGCUCAAGAAGUUCAGGGAUCAUGUGUUGGAGCAGCACAAGAACCACCCUCGUGUUGGUGUCCCUAAUGUGCAUGUACAUGAACGGGUUCAACCUCACAUCCAGGCUGUUCGGCUUCUAUGAUAUACUUCGGCGGUAUAAGGCAGCCGAAGUUCUUCCCGACGUCACCGAUCUGUCGAAAUGGGUGAAUGGCCGGAGGAACUCGAAUGGAAUCACCAUGGGCCUGGCGGGCGUGAGCCUCUUCUUCGACGUCGUGCUCCUGACUGGAGCGCUGAAGUACAACGUCCCGAUGAUCGAGAUUGCCGGACUGUGGGGAGCAAUCGACUGCGUCGCAGACGCGGUUAUUGGCUUCCUGUCGGCCAACUACACGAUGCCUGCAUUGUACAGCGAAAAUGGGCAGAGACAACUGAAAAGCGAGGAAACUCAGCGGCGUGAGCGUCAAACGGCAUUCGCAAGACAAUUUUUCCAUUUUUCCUGGGUUCUAGGGCGACUCGGAGCGAAGAGUCAAAUAUUGUGCUCCCUCUUCGAAUACGUGCAUUACCUGAACAAGAAAGACGCUGUGAUCAGAGGCCUGCUGGUGACGAGCUACGCCGCAACGCCGCACCUCGGUUACUGACCUCGCCGUUCGCCGCAAUGCUUGGCUCCCUUCGGCGUUUCCAAAUUCGAUGACCCAGCCAUUUGCCUCGAAGGAACCGCGACAUGCGCGGAGCAUAAAUUCUCUCCCUUGCGGCGUUAUUUAUUUUACUCCGAAAUCGCCCCCGGCGCUCCCGCGAAAUUUUAGUUCUGAUGUACGGUAAAUUUAUCAACCUUGCUUUACCCGAGAAAAUAUU